This is a messenger RNA of Anopheles darlingi, 3369 nucleotides long. RefSeq names its product serine/threonine-protein kinase meng-po. The transcript has 5 exons. NCBI's taxonomy places the organism in Eukaryota, Metazoa, Arthropoda, Insecta, Diptera, Culicidae. The record is from RefSeq and is a predicted model, not a curated record. The coding region runs from base 1251 to 3050 and encodes 599 amino acids. Gene Ontology annotation, molecular function: ATP binding; protein serine/threonine kinase activity. Gene Ontology annotation, biological process: peptidyl-serine phosphorylation; peptidyl-threonine phosphorylation.
CUCCCAGUAGCGAUCAUUCUGCUCUCGCGAUCGGAUCGGAAAAUCGGAAAGUGAUCACCUCAGCACCCUAGAAUUCGUGGAACAGCCGGUCCGGCUAUGCAUGCGCAGCAUGAUGUCUGAUGCCAUCGCCACCAUCACCAGCGAUACGGUGCAGCACAAGGAAUAAUCCAACAAAGUGGCAGUGAUUUCGAUCGAUGCGAUCAAAUUCGGAGUGCGUGCAAGGCUCGGCGCAUUCCUACCUACCAAGCUAGUGUUGUUGCACUGUGAAGCUACUGCGUGUUUUUAAUCACCGGAAAGGCCCUCUCGCUAUUGGCUCGCAGGCGCUCAGUCCCCAGUUCGGUUAGGACCGAACUACGUUGUGUAAAAUACGAGUGAUUUAUAAAUUUAGAAUCUCAUCAGCUCGGUUACGCUGCAGGCCAGCGGGCACGGACACACUACUGCUACUGCUGCUGGUUGGCUGGCUGGCUGGCUGGCCGCACAGGCGUUUCGCAGUCACAGCGGGCGUCAUUUCCCCCCAAAAAGUUCCCAUCCCGUGCCAUACCUAGUGCCGUGCCUUCGCAUUUCGUAAGACACGGGCAAAUGUGAAAGCGAUACCGACGCAUUAACGGAGUGACAUCGAGACGACAUCAUCAUCGUCGAGUUUCGCGCCAUCCUUUAUUGCAUCCAGAUAGUCUGCGGUACGACGGUGUUGUGUCCCGGGCAAAUGGUCUCUCCCUGUAUCCCGCCAUCUAUUACCGGUGUAUCUGUGUAUAGCAAGUGUUACUGGUGUGGUUGGAAUAGCGCCAGUGCGUAAGUAACUUCUGGGCGGCGGCAGCAGCAGCAGCACCACGAAACCCAGCAUGUGACUAGUUCGUGUACAUAUAUUUGGCGAUAGCGUUGCUCUACAAUGUACUCAACUCGAGCUAACCGUGAAAUCCAGCAUCUCUACGGAUAGUGCACUCCUAUAGACAGUGAUCAGUGCAUUGUGAUCGUUAGUGUCUAUUGGGGAAUAGUUGAAGAGACUUCACACUGAAACCUUACGACUGGCAGCUGCAGCAGCAGAAGCAGCAGGGUAUGUAAUGCGGAAAGGCGUCACCGUUGUAUUUUCAAGUGAUACGCGCGCCUACCUCCUUCUUGGCAACAAUCUCGUAAAUAAGCCAAAUGCUACGAUUAUGGGCAAGCAGAUAUGAUGCUAGCAUAGAAGCAGUACCGUGAACAACGCAGAAGAUCAACAACAGAGACAACAGGGACAAACCCCCGGGUGGCGUAAAAUGUCGUCGUCCAAGAAAUCGAGUGGAACCACUAUCCACAAGAUCCGCGAGUUCGAGCUGGAUAAGGUGGUGCUGUCGGAUGAGUUCGACAUACUGCAGAUCGUCGGUGAAGGUUGGUUCGGCAAGAUACUGCUGGUGGAGCACCGGGCGACCGAUACCGAGAUGGUGCUGAAGCUGCUACCGAAGCCGUUCGUUUCGCUGACGGACUUUUACAAGGAGUUUCACUUUAGUCUGCUGCUCGGUCAGCACAAGAACAUCGUGACCACGUACGAUGUGGCGUUCGAGACGGCUGGCUUCUACGUCUUUACUCAGGAGUAUGCGCCGCUCGGUGAUCUGACAUCCAACGUUUCCGAUAGUGGAAUAGGAGAGCUACAUACAAAGCGCGUCGCUAGGCAGUUGGCUUCCGCCAUUGACUACAUUCAUCAAAAAGAACUGAUACACAGAGACAUCAAGCUGGACAAUGUGCUGGUAUUUCGGUCGGACUUUGCACGCAUCAAGCUCUGUGACUUUGGUGAAUCGCGACGAUUAGGCGAGGAGGUGCUCCGACGCAACGAGUGGCUACCGUACAGUCCACCGGAAGUGUUGAUCGUUAAAACAGAUGAUAAAUACAAGACUGACACGGCCCACGAUGUGUGGCAGUUUGGAAUCGUGUGCUUCGUAUGCCUGACCGGUUGCUUACCGUGGCAGAAGGCCUCAAUCGAUGACCCACGGUAUAACCGAUAUCAGCAGUGGCACCAAGCGACACUAACCUUCCCGAUGAAGCGUUGCCCGAAGCUGUUCAAGCUACUGUCGGCUCGGGCGUGCAAACUCUUCAAGAAGUUUCUCGAUCCUCGCUCCGAUCGGCGCCUGAAGACGCUGAGCGAUCUGCAAAAGUUCCUCGACGAUCGGUGGCUGGCAAAGUCGGCCGAGAAGGAGAUGGCCGAGAAUGAACCGGAUGAGCUGUGCCCCUCGAUGUACUCGUUCCACAGUAGUGUCGAGGAGAAGAACAAACUACUCGGUACGUUGGCACAGUGUGGCAUCGAGACGACGGUAGACCGGGCGGCCAAGAAGAACCGCAUUCGGGAUUGGAUUCAAUCGUCGGUGAUCGUCGAAGAGGAGGAAGAGGAUGAUUCCGGUACCGCGACACCUUCGUCGACAGUUUCGCGGACGGCCGUUCCGGGGCAUGUCUCGUCGGUGGCCGCCCUGGAACGGGCAGAGAAGAAGAUCAACUCCACCGUUAAGGAAGCUUCGAACAAGCAUAUCGAUCCACGGACCGGUACCAUCCAGUUAGGUCCGAGCGAGAUGGGAUCCGUCAGUGUCAAGGACAGUGAUAAGAAUAAUAACAACAGCAACAGUAACAGUACGCCACCCAACAUCAAUGGCCACACGAUCUCGGCCACCGUAGGUACCGGUAAGGGUGGUCUCCUAUCGGCCACGCACGGACUGGUCAAGGGUGCAUUUACCUCGGUAGCAGCCGUCACCGUACCGGAGGCGAACCGGAACGGUACAUUCGGCAAGAAGGGCUCGGUAAAGGACAGUAGUGGCUAUGGUAGCUCCAAUGGGAACCGGCAACCCCAGCAUCUACCGAACACCAAAUCACCGACGCUACCGAAACGGUCAACCUUCAUCCGAUCCGAGAGCAAUCCGUACGAGGAACCGGAAUCGGCGGACGAAAGCCGUGAUAGCCAGAGUCUGGAGUUUGACGAACUGGAGACCGAUCGUGGAUCGAACGGUUUCAUUAAUGCGCUCCCGGAGAAGCGACCGGUCGAAAGGAAGCCGGAAAGCACCUACGAGCGUACUUUCUUCUUCCGGAGGAAGUGACCAACACCCUAUGGCCCUCCCCAAAAGCCAUCCCCUCAUCCCCAUUUUUCCUCUACCUUCGAGGGCAAUCAGCGUGGUUUCGAUUGGAGUUUCAUUCAAUGCACACACACUCACACACACACACACGCACACAGGGCACUGGAGUGACGUUUGGCGUUCUUCGAUCUAGCGGCAUUAGACAUCACCAUCGGGCACCACCAAGUAGCUGCACCUUCUGUUCCCACGAUUGCCAGCUGGUGAAGGUGGACAUAAUGUGGACCAUAAUGUUAUAAGGAACCAAAUAAAUUCUAGUUAUUUUUAAAACAUUCGAACAAAGAUA